GCCAUGCAUCUGAGAUGGAAGAAGCCGCAUCUGCAGCUAAUUAAGCAUCAGCAAUGGCAGCAGCGAGGACGUGGAGUAGGCGAGGCUUGGUGGCGCUCCUCCUGCUGGCUAUGAUCUUCCCAAGCUUAUUGUCGCCAUCGGAUGCUACUUCUACUUAUUUGAGGCGGCGGCAGGUCCUCAAGCGCCUCAACAAGCCUCCUCUCGCAACCAUUCAGAGCCCAGAUGGAGAUAUCAUAGACUGUGUGCACAUCUCCAGACAGCCUGCAUUCGAUCAUCCUCUCCUCAAGGACCAUACAAUCCAGCCUUCCAGCCAGCCAAGUGGCCUAUAUGGAGAAGCAACACGUCCAUUCACCCAAACAUGGAAUCAGAACGGCGAAAAGUGCCCUGACAACACUAUACCAAUCCGAAGGACCAAGGAGGAGGAUGUCAUGAGGGCCACCUCUCUUACAACGUUUGGCAAGAAGACGCACGACAUGAGCUCUCACCCUCACUCUCACUUGGCUGGUGUCACAAGCGGCCACUACUAUGGUGUAGCAUAUGCAACCGGAGAUGCCAACUACUACGGAACCAAAGUGACCAUCAAUGUGUGGCAACCAACGAUUGCAACAUCUGGUGAUUUCAGCCUGUCCCAACUAUGGAUCUCAGCGGGCUCCUAUGAUAACAAGGACCUUAAUACCAUUGAAACAGGAUGGCAGGUGUACCCAGCUAUGUACGGGGAUGACAAAACUAGACUCUUCAUCUACUGGACUCGUGAUGCAUAUAACGAAACGGGAUGUUACAACCUAGCAUGCUCAGGAUUCAUCCAGACAAACCCGCAGUUCGUCAUCGGUGGCAGCAUAUCCCCUGUCUCCACCUAUGGUGACACACAAUAUGAGUACGAUUAUUUAGUUUGGAAGGACCCAGCGGGGGGCAAUUGGUGGUUGCAAGUGCAAGGCAAUAAUGUGGGCUACUGGCCAUCAUCCAUCUUCACCCUCCUGCAGACAGGCGUUGCCGACAGUGUGGAAUGGGGUGGGGAGGUGAAUUCGCCUCAAAUUACCACACCCAUGGGUAGUGGACAUUUUCCUGAGGAAGGGUUCGGCAAGGCCACCUACAGCAGAGCAAUCCAAGUUGUUGAUUCCUCCAACAAUCUCAAACCACCAAAUGGUGUGGGCUUGAUAGCUCCGUUGCCCAGUUGCUAUAACGUCAUGACUGGUUCCUCCAGUACCACCAGUUGGGGCACUUACAUCUACUAUGGCGGGCCUGGGUGCCCUCAAAACUCUCAAAUUGAAGUGAUGUAGAGAGAUCGAUCGUGCUCGCCAUCAAACUACCUACAUCUCCUUAAUAAUUUACAUCUAGUACUACAUGCGCCCAAUAAUAAAGUAUUAUUAGCUAGGGUCUAUACUAGCUAAUAGUACAUGUCUCAUUUCAUGCUCUGGUUGCUAGUACGUACGUGUAUGUAUACAUUUGCAUGUAUAUGUAAGAGGUUUGAACCAAGCUAGCAAAUAAAUGUAUUGUUACAGUUUAC
Molecule: messenger RNA, 1504 nt
Organism: Oryza sativa Japonica Group (Japanese rice)
Lineage: Eukaryota; Viridiplantae; Streptophyta; Magnoliopsida; Poales; Poaceae
Product: protein neprosin
Source: RefSeq, a predicted model, not a curated record